Messenger RNA from Saccoglossus kowalevskii, 587 nucleotides. Its product is annotated as cylicin-1-like. NCBI's taxonomy places the organism in Eukaryota, Metazoa, Hemichordata, Enteropneusta, Harrimaniidae. The record is from RefSeq and is a predicted model, not a curated record.
AAUGUGGUAAUGCAUUGAGAGAGCUGCAAGAUAAUAGAAAUAUUUUAAGUAACAGUGAUCAACAUGAAAGUAAGGGAAAAUUGUCUGAUACUGAUUCAGUAGAUGUGAAGAAAGGUGGCAUCAUUGAUAGGCAACAGUACAUGGCAAGUUCUGAUAAUGAAAGUGUGAAACAGAGAAGAAAGGCAAGACGUAGAAUAGUACUAACGUCAGAUACUGAUUCAGGAGACAUGAAUGAUAGUUACAUCAGUGACAGGCAAAAGAACAUUUCAAGUUCUGAUAAUGAAAGUGUGAAACAGAGAAGAAAGGCAAGAAAACGUACGAUGGUACUAACGUCAGAUACUGAUUCAGGAGACAUGAAUGAUAGUUACAUCAGUGACAGGCAAAAGAACAUUUCAAGUUCUGAUAAUGAAAGUGUGAAAUUGAAAAGAAAGGCAAGAAAAUGUACGAUGGUACUAACGUCAGAUACUGAUUCAGGAGACAUGAAUGAUAGUUGCAUCAGUGACAGGCAAAAGAACAUGUCAAGUUCUGAUGAUGAAACUGUGAAAUGGAGAAAAAAAGACAAAUUGUAUGAGUGUAAUAUCAGAUAA